UGAGGUUUUAACAGUAAAUUUAUAUUAUAUGAAACAAUGAUUUUUAAUCUGCUACAAAAAGUUAUACAUUUUGUUACCUUAAUCAACAUAAGUUUGGUUGUGAUUGCAAUUAUCUUGUUAAAUUGUAUUAUUUUACCAAUUAAAUUAAUCUCAUUUAAGGUAUACAACAAGAUUGAAGGAGUUUUCUUAGUUUCAUUGGCCAAGAUUAUAUCCACUUGGGGAACUUUGUAUGAUUUAAAAGGUUUCAGAUUAGGUGUUGAUCCAACUGAGAUUAUUGAUGUCAAGUCUCCAUCAACGAAGAUACUAGUUAUCUGUAAUCAUCAAACGGUCUUUGAUUCAACCGCUUUGUACAUUGGAUUCCUUGGUAAAAGCUGCUACAAACCCGCUAGUUUUUGGCACAAAUGGCAUCGAUUUUAUGCCAACGGGAUAAUUCAAAGGUUGCGAAGUGAUUUCGCUAUCGAUUCCUCUUUUAAAAAAGGAGAUUUCGUUGAUUAUUGGGCAAAACACUCGAAGAAAUCUGAUCGAGAUCGAAAUGUUUUUCUACUGUUUCCCGAAGGAGCAUUUAAAAAUGAUUACGCAGAAAAAAGUAACAAAUAUGCUAAGAAAAAUGGUCUACCCCAGCUAACUCGAACAAUUUGGCCUCGAACUCGUGCUUUCGUCGAUGUUGUUGACAAAAGAAAUGGUUUCACUCAUAUUGUUGAUUGUACUCUAAUUUAUGAAGAUAUCGAUGAAAUUGACAAGUUCUUGUUCCUGUAUCCAGAACAAUUGACCAAAAAAUCUAUCUAUGGUGUAUCAAGAGUGUUCGAGAUCAUAAACGAUGAUAAAAUCGACCCAAUUAACCAAGAUGAUCAAACAGUUGACGAUUUAAAUAAAAUACAAUCAUUGGAAACAGUUGAACAAUCAGAUUGUAUUUACAAAGUACCUCAGUGUAAACUGAAUGAAUUUUGGUUACAGCAAUUGUGGUUAAGUAAAGAGUCAAUGCUCAAUUCAUUUUACCAGGAUAAAGAUAAAUUUAUCAACAAAUUUAAGCCUCAUUGUUACGAUAGAAUUAAUUUAUUUUUUCUCACCAAUUUUAUACUCGUAAAUAUAAUUUACAUCCCAGUGGGUUCAACAUUCAUUUACCUCAUCUAUUUAUCAAUAUCAAAGAUUUUUAAAAUCCUAACUUGAUCACAAUUGAUUGUCAUCCGGCAUUAAUCAAAGAAUCAGCAGAUUAUCAAUCAAUA
Panonychus citri (citrus red mite) is the source of this 1223-nucleotide messenger RNA. RefSeq names its product acyl-CoA:lysophosphatidylglycerol acyltransferase 1-like. The record is from RefSeq and is a predicted model, not a curated record. Gene Ontology annotation, cellular component: endomembrane system. The transcript has 3 exons. The coding region runs from base 37 to 1167 and encodes 376 amino acids. Gene Ontology annotation, molecular function: acyltransferase activity. Lineage: Eukaryota; Metazoa; Arthropoda; Arachnida; Trombidiformes; Tetranychidae.